UGACUCCAGGGUGAGUAAGUGUGGAUUACUGACUGAGGGCAUGUUUGCUGCAAGACCCUGUGUGAGCUGCUGAAAGAUCAGAUGUUAAACAAGAUGUCUUCGCUUGGACUGUGGCUGGGUGUGCUGCUGGGUCUGUUCAUCGGGCACUCAGAUGGAUGGUUUUGGUUUCCUGAUUCACAAUCUGGAGACAAGAGCACUCAGGCACCAGCCAAUGUGACUACUUUAGGCACAACCGUUCUGACAACCGGUCCAUUACCUGUUUCAACAACAGUACCAACAACAGUAGUUACAACAGUACCUACAAAAGAACAUCUGGCGAUAGAAGACACAGGUGCUACUGAUGCGGCUGUCCUUGCUACGGAGAGAGGUGUUUCGCUGUCAGAGCUGAUUGGUUACCCACUUCCUGAAGGUGUCACCAAGAGUUUUGAUCCAGAACCUGGAUUUGUGCUUGAUCAGAACUCCAAGACCGGUCAACUAGCCCGUGUGCACCUGCCCACAUCUUUUUACCGUGACUUUUCCCUCAUGUUCAACCUGAAACCCACUUCAUCCAAAUCGGGAGUCAUCUUCUCAAUUACAGACACCAACCAGAAAAUUAUGUAUGUGGGGGUGAAGCUUACAGCCUUGAAGGACGGAAAGCAGAACAUUGUCCUCUUCUAUACUGAGCCAGACUCUCAGACAUCCUAUGAAGCUGCAAGUUUUGUUGUUCCCUCCCUUGUCAACAUUUGGACACGUUUCUCUAUCAGUGUGUUGGAUGAGCAAGUCACCCUGUACCCCAGUUGUGACUCUGAACCCCAGAUUCUCCCAUUUGAGCGUUCUCCAGAUGAAAUGGAUCUGGAACCAGGAGCUGGGAUCUUUGUGGGUCAAGCAGGGGGAGCUGAUGAUGAUAAAUUUGUGGGUAUUAUUGGAGAUCUGAAGGUGGUCAAUGACCCUCGUGCAGCUGAACGGUAUUGUGAGGAGGAAGAGGACGAUUCUGAUGGAGCCUCGGGCGAUUAUGGAAGCGGUGAUUAUGAAAACAAGCACACAGUCUCGACCACAAGUCAGCCUUCCAUUCCUUUACAACAGCCACCAGUAAUAACAUCUCCUGUCGUAACAGUGAACAAGGAUGUGCUCAAAGGCUCGGUUGAUGGCUAUGGACGUAUUUCUGGCUCAUACGGUGAUUCUCGUCGAACGUCUGGCUCACACGCAAAUUCUGGAAAAUCAUCUGGUAUACAUGAAGAUUCUUUUGGUGCUUAUGACAGUUCACGGCGAACAUUUGGCUCGUAUGACAAUUCUGAAUCAACAUCUGAUAUACGUGAUGUUUCCGGGCAUACAUCUAUCUCGGCUGAUGGCUUACGGACUUCGGUUUCGAUCCAAGAAAGCAGGCGAACCUCAGACCAAACUGCUGAUUCUGGGCGAAUUUCAAGCUCUGGGAGAGUAGUAGGUUUGACCGAAACCUCUCGGCAUUUACAUACUGUGAGUAGCGGGGGCCGAGUUGUUUCUGGCUCAGGUGUUGAGAGAGGCAACUCUGUGGAGCUCAGGCCUGGGGCGUCCAGCUCCCAAGUAGGCCCAGUAGCUCGGGGAGAAAAGGGCGAGAAAGGAGACAAAGGGGUCAAAGGAGACCGUGGACCUGCGGGGCCUAAGGGAGAUGGAGGGUCCAUCAUCGGAUCUGGAGGCGGUGCCAAAGGAGAAAAAGGAAGCCCAGGAGAGAAAGGAAUAAAGGGAGCUGCUGGAUUUGGAUAUCCUGGAACAAAGGGUGACCAAGGACCUCCUGGUCCUCCAGGUCUUCCUGGUCCCCCUGGGUCCAGUGCUGAUGUAGUGGAGAGGGGAGACGGCUCAGUAGUGCAGCGUAUAGCAGGACCAAGGGGGCCUCCAGGACCUUCAGGUCCACCAGGACCUGCCGGGCCUGAAGGAGAAGCUGGUGACCCUGGUGAAGAUGGAAAAGCUGGACCACAAGGAACACCUGGUUUACCAGGAGUCCCUGGAGAUCCUGGAGCUAAAGGAGAAAAAGGUGACAGGGGUGAAGGUCAUCCUGGUCCCAGGGGACCUCCAGGACCUCCAGGACCUCCGUCUCGCUCAGACAGGCCUACAUUUGUGGACAUGGAGGGCUCUGGCUUUGGUGAUCUAGAGGGUCUGCGGGGAUUGCCUGGUUUGCCUGGUCCUCCUGGCCCUCCUGGACCCCCAGGACCCGCACUAAAUAAUAUUUCACAUUCUACUAGUCCUGGUGUUCCUGGACCUGUUGGUCCAUCUGGAAAGGAUGGCAUUCCAGGACAACCGGGACUUCCAGGUCUCCCGGGUACUGACGGAAAACCCGGCCUGCCUGGCCCUAAAGGAGAGAAGGGUGAUACCGGCGCGCUUGGCUUACCUGGAGCAGUGGGAGAAAAGGGUGCACAAGGGCCACCUGGUCAUGCAGGGGCACCUGGACAGACUGGCCUUGCUGGCCUACCUGGACCAAUGGGACCCGUUGGACCACCUGGACCGCCAGGGCGAAGCUACCCUGUUGGAUUUGACGACAUGGAGGGUUCAGGUGAAAUCUUUUCUGGCGGCGUGCCUGGAGUCAGAGGACCAGAAGGCAUACGGGGUCCACCUGGUCUGCCUGGUCAGCCUGGUAUACCUGGGCAAAAAGGGGAGAGAGGCUCUGAUGGACAAACAGGAAUCCCUGGCCAUCCUGGACUUGAUGGCUUUCCUGGCCCACAGGGACCCCAGGGAGAACGUGGAUUUAAAGGCGAUAGAGGUGAACCAGGUCGUGAUGGGAUCGGUCUACCAGGACCCCCUGGACCUCCAGGAGAAAUGCUCUAUCGGUCAUUAGAUGGUCAUGAACUUGGGGCUGAUAGACGCACGUCUGGCAUCCCUGGUCAAGCAGGAUUUCCAGGCCCAAUAGGACCGAAGGGUGACAGAGGAGAUGUAGGUGCUCCAGGAUAUGGGAUGAAGGGCGAGAAAGGAGAGCCUGGUGUUGUUAUUGGGCCUGAUGGAAGCCCACUGUUUCUUGGUUCAGUGGUUGGUCCAAAGGGUGAGAUGGGCUCUCCUGGACCAGUUGGGCCUCCUGGACCAUAUGGUCCUGCUGGCAUGAAGGGUGAGAUCGGAAUGCCAGGCAGGCCUGGCCGGCCAGGUAUUAUUGGAGGUAAAGGAGAAAAAGGAGAGCCAGCCACUGGCUCAGGAUAUAGUUACCCGGGUCCUCCAGGGCCUCCAGGACCUCCAGGACCCCCAGGACCCCCACAAUACCCUGUGGAUAUAUUUGGUAGACAUGAAGACACUGGAAGAGUUCAUCAAGGUGUGAAAGGAGAUAAGGGAGACCCUGGACUCCCUGGUAUCCCCGGGGUUUCAGGCAACUUGGACCUUUACACUCUAAAGAGAGAGCUGAAGGGUGAUAGUGGAGAGCCUGGAACGAAAGGAGAAAAGGGCGAGCCGGGUGGGCACUAUGGUCCUCACUACGGAGGCGUGCAGGGACCACCAGGACCUCCUGGUCCUAAAGGAGACUCUAUUCAAGGGCCUCCUGGUCCACAGGGUCCACCAGGAUAUCCUGGUAAUAGCCAUCCAGGACUCCCAGGACCACCUGGACCUCCUGGGCCACCUGGUUUACCCUCAUUACCUGGUGCUCACAGACCUUCAGUCAGUAUUCCUGGCCCUCCUGGUCCUCCUGGUUCUCCUGGGUUGCCUGGCCAGAACGCUGGAGUGAUAAUACUGAGAACAUUUGACUUAAUGCUCGCAACAGCACAGAGACAACCAGAGGGUGCUCUCAUUUACACGUUGGACAAAAGCGACCUCUAUCUCAGAGUCCGUGAUGGUGUCAGACAAGUCAUGCUUGGAGGUUAUACCUCUCUUUACAGAGAUUCAAACAACGAGGUGGCAGCGGUACAGCCUCCCCCGGUAGUGCACUACUCUCAGAGCCACUCAGCAAAUAACGGAGCAGAGCAUUACUCGCAUGUUGUUGACACUCCAGUCCGGCAACCAGAGAGCGAGCAUUCUCAGCCAGCUGUUGAUCCACAGUACAACACACACUAUUCCUCUCACCCAGUCCCCAGGUACCCACCUCAGCCGGAUCAUAGAUAUCCACCCCUCACUGAGCAUCAGUACAUCCCUGCACCACCAGAAAGGUACCCCAGUACCCAUAUUCACAGACCCAGCACACCUGUCCAUCAGCCUGAGGCUCAUGAACACACAUCAGGACCAGGGCUGCAUCUGAUCGCCCUGAACAGCCCUCAGGUGGGGAACAUGAGGGGCAUCCGUGGCGCUGACUUCCUGUGCUUCCAGCAAGCACGUGCUGCAGGCCUGAAAGGAACAUUCAGGGCUUUCCUGUCCUCCAAACUGCAGGAUCUUUACAGCAUUGUUCGAAAAUCUGACAGAAACACACUUCCUCUUGUCAACCUCAAGGACCAAGUGCUGUAUAGCAGCUGGGACUCGCUGUUUGGUGAUUCAGAAGGCAGGAUGAAGACCAACAUACCCAUAUAUUCAUUUGAUGGCAGAGAUAUUCUCAGGGACAGUGCUUGGCCAGAGAAGAUGGUCUGGCAUGGAUCCAGUGGUAAGGGUCACCGUCAAAUGGAUAACUACUGUGAGACGUGGAGGACGUCGGAUCACGCCGUGAUGGGUCUGGCCUCGUCUCUGCAGGCUGGCCAGCUCUUACAGCAGAAACCUAGCAGCUGCUCCAACAACUUCAUAGUGCUGUGCAUUGAGAACAGCUACAUCACACAGUCUAAGAAGUAGUCCAACACAUCUUUAGAAUGCAGAUCGCAUUAGUUUAACUGUUUGGGCAGAUUUAAAAAAUAUAUAUAUUUUUUUCCAAUUUUCCACCCUGUUUAUAAAAUUUUUUUUAGACAGGGACUGGGUCUGCAUCACAGAGAGGCUGCCCACUGUCCUCUGGUUCCUUAUAUAAUGCCAACAAGACAGGCUGUUGGCACUGUCUCCCGGCAUUGGCACAUAUUUUCCAGAAGGGGUUUGAACCAGAGAGGACAGGAAAUGCAGAGAGGCAGGGUUUUCAAAUGUAUUUUCCAUAUAAAAUUGUAUAUGAAAUGGUUGUUGUUACUGUUGGUUUUUAUGUCUCCUUAUAAAAAAAUGUCUUAAGUGGUAUAUUUAACCAGUUUUAGCUACAUAUUUUUGCAUAACUUUUUUAUUUUUAUUUCUUAUUUUUAAUGCUUCCAUUUUCAAUUAAGGAUUUUUGAAAAUUAAGGGGCGGACAUGUCUAAAACCAUUUUAGAUUUUACAAAGAGAGUAAAUAUUUAUUUUGUGCGAAAAACAAAACAACAAAACCAUAAAUGAUAAAAUUGAAACAUAGAAUAUGGUUUUAUUCUACAAAUAGGAUUUUUGCUCAAUCAUGACCACAAAACUUUUUUUUUGUGCAUACUUCAGUAUUUAGCCCCUUAAAAAAAACUUUUUCUUAUCCACAAUGUCACCUGUAUGUUGACUAUGGGGGUCAGAAUCUUAUGACAUAUGAGUGAAAAAAAAUAAUAUGGAUUUUUUUUCUCCCUGUUGAUGUUGUUGUCAUUGUUGUUGUUGUUGUUGGUUUUAUGCAUUCCGGACCACUUAUACAGGAAAUGUAAAAAGUCUCCAGUAUAUUUUUAGAUCAGUAAAGGUGCUUUUUUUUUUCAGAAAAUCAGAACAUUAUGCAGUCAUUCACCACUAAGUGGGAAACUCAUUCAGUUGCUGCUUUCUGAAAAUUAGAUUUGUAUGUUCAGUACAGAGAGUAAUUUAUGAAAUGACAUGCUUUUAUAAUACUUCUGUGUGAAAUCUCAAAUGCUAACUUUGGUGUAGAGGUGGUUAUUAUAAGUAUGACCCUUUGGAACUCACGAGUUUUUUUUGUAACGGUUAUGUGCUUCAACAUUUUUACAUGGCACUGAAUAAAUAUUUUCACCAUUCACUUGAAAAAAGAA
Messenger RNA from Silurus meridionalis, 5840 nucleotides. RefSeq names its product collagen type XVIII alpha 1 chain a (gene col18a1a). The transcript is spliced from 42 exons. The record is from RefSeq and is a predicted model, not a curated record. Bases 82 to 4677 code for a protein of 1531 amino acids. Lineage: Eukaryota; Metazoa; Chordata; Actinopteri; Siluriformes; Siluridae.